AUGCUUGAUGAAUCUAUUUAUCAAAUAGAAACUGUGGUAGGUGACAAUUAUAAAAUUCAGCUACUUAUAGAACUGUUUUCAUGCUCUGUGCAUCCUUACAUUAAAUGGAAAUGCCUUGGAGCUGACAGAUUUCUUAUAUAUUUCAAAAACGAAUAUAAAUACAUUAUUCGAAUUUCGAAAACUCUUAACUUGAAACUGGAAUCCUACUCGAUUGAGUAUCCAAAAACGAAGCACUUAUCAAAAGAAAUAUUUAUUCAGCUUACUAAAAUUGUCCAAGAUUGCCUCACACAGCCAUCUGCAGCCAUUUCAAAAAUCCAUAGGAUUCUACAUACAUUUUAUGUAUCAGGGCAGAUGUCUAUCUUUGCCGACUUGCUUGUUAACUAUCAGAAAGAUUUUCAUUAUUGCAUUUCCAGAAUCGAAAAUGGAUUGGAAAUCGAAUUCAACGAGCAGAUGCAUAUCAAUAAUAAAUUCAAAAUCACAUAUAGCCAAGAUGGUAUUGUUGUAUUUAGUGACAUUCCAUAUUACAUCCCACGAGCUAUCUACAAUAAUGAAUGCAACUACUUUACGAAUUUCUUUACAAGCCACACGUUUUCGAAUAUCGAUACAACAGAUUCUCCAGGAAUGCCGGUUGUAAUCUAUUUUUCGAUAAUGGAUCGUUUCAAAACAGAAUUGCAGGUGAUUCUUAGCACAAUGCGCGAUACAGUUUACUACUCACACCUUUGCAGAAACUGGAUUCCUAUAUCGAAGGCAAUCACUCUUUCCUCAAACUCAACUGCUUUCAAGUUGACCAUAGAUUUCGAUAUCAAGCACUCCAAAUUUUCUUCAUAUAGACUAUAUUCUCACAGUGAAGAAGACGCGAAAAUAACAAUAGAUGAAGAAAAGAACCAGUACGUUGUUGAUUUUGAAGCAUUUGUCACCAAAUUUUGCUUUGAUCGAAAUAUCUCAGACAGUAGACAGUUUCAUGUACAAAUUUUCCCUCUUUUAUUCCAGCAGUUUUUUAAUCUCAUUAUUUCCCCUUCUCUUUCUAUCACGUCAGAAGCAAAUCGUAACUAUAUCUUUGGAUGUGUUUUAUCUUUUGCUCCACAUUUCCAAGUUCUCUUUGGCGUGGAUAGAUUGAAACCAACAAUAAAAGUCGUUGAUCUCGAAGGAAAUGAAUACAUUUGCCCAGAACUUAUCAAGCUUCGAAGCUUAAUUAAGGAACUCGAUAUCAAGCAAAGCAUGCAUCAGAUGGAAAUCUACAUUUCAACAUUCAUAUUCAUUCUAGAAGUGGAAUAUCUCUUAAAGGAAAAUAAGUACAGAACAGAGAGAUUUGCCAAUGGAUUGAUAUUCUCGUAUUCGCAUCUCUCCUCUGCAAAAAUAAAUACAGUUGGAAAUCAAUGGAGAUUGACAAUCAUCUUUGACAAUUCUGCUUGCUUGCCUCUUAAAGAGAGAGCCUUCCAGUUUUCAGGAGAAAUUCACACAGCAAGAUCAGCUGAACUUGUGAUCGAACUCCUCCACAAAUUCACUUCUUACAUGAAUCUCUCAGGACAUAUGAUUUUCGGAUCUGCAACUGUUGACUCUGUGCUAAGAGAUACAUUCAAUUUCAACCAGGAAGGAAGCUUCUUAACAAACUGUAAAAUCGAUGGAAUGGGCGAGACUGCUUUCUUCUGCGUGUCCUUCUCAAGCAAUUCCGUCUUCGAAGGAUUAACUUCAAAGUACCAGACAAUACGCCUCGGACACUCUGUCCCUUCAGUCGAUACUCGCUUCAUUAAAAACUUCACUUCCAAUAACUCUUUGUCUUACGCCGAUAUCACAUCUUCGGCUGAUACAAAGUUCAUCGCGUACCUGAUACACUCAAGUAUCGCAAUGGUCACUCUAGAAGGUAUCGGACGCCGUCCUGGAUGGAAACUUCUCAGCUGGUCAUCACCAACUGUUUUCCAACUUGUCUACAAUUCGAAAUUCACGUUGAACAUCGAAUUGAAGCCAAUGCACAAUCUUUACCUCUGUGUUUCUUCUAAAGUUCCAAGUGCUGUUGUAAUUGUUCCACUUGCAAGCCUCCAAGUAAACAAUGCAACAAACGUCAAAAGCGCUUACAGAAUUAGAUACACGGUAGCAGAACUCGUCAAGAUGAUACCAGAAGUAGAGAAAUUUGUUAAGAGAUACGAAGAAGCAAUGAGUGUUGGAUUCAAUAACGGGCAUCUUGUAAUGAAUACAGUGCCCCAGAUUAUAAUGAAUGUUCCAGGAAUAAAUUGUAUCAUUGAAAAAGAGAGGACAGUUCUUCAAUCCGAAGAUCAGAUGCUUAACAAUGAAUUGCAAGCAAUUCCUGCUUCAAUGGAUGUGAUGAGAUUGGUUGUUUCACUCUUGCAAAGACCUGGAUUAUUGCUCUUCGCUGUGAGAAUUCUCAAACAAAUGUUCGAAAUCGAUAAAGAUGCUGCAGAAACAACUGCAGCUACAACAUUUAUUGAGAAUAGAAAUGUCAUAAUGAAUAUUAAUGGCUUCCCAUUCGAACUCACAGAAGGAAAAGCAAUAUGCGGAGAUCUCUUCUUCAUGAAUACUCAGAAAGAAAUCGAACUUGCACUCGUGCAAAUUGUUAAAUAA
Messenger RNA from Trichomonas vaginalis G3, 2577 nucleotides. RefSeq lists its product as uncharacterized. The transcript has a single exon. The coding region runs from base 1 to 2577 and encodes 858 amino acids. The record is from RefSeq and is a predicted model, not a curated record. NCBI's taxonomy places the organism in Eukaryota, Parabasalia, Trichomonadida, Trichomonadidae.